This is a messenger RNA of Selaginella moellendorffii, 1035 nucleotides long. RefSeq lists its product as uncharacterized. Lineage: Eukaryota; Viridiplantae; Streptophyta; Lycopodiopsida; Selaginellales; Selaginellaceae. Bases 48 to 785 code for a protein of 245 amino acids. The transcript is spliced from 6 exons. The record is from RefSeq and is a predicted model, not a curated record.
AAAUUCUAGGGCAUUGUCGGUGAUCGUUUGCUUGCCCUGGAGCGACGAUGGGCUAUCUCUCCAAUCGCGUCGAUGAGGCGUCGCUCCAGCCCGGCGAUCACAUCUACUCCUGGCGAUCCGGCUACGCCUACGCGCAUCACGGCAUCUACAUCGGCGAAUCGCGCGUGAUCCACUUCACCAGGGGCCGGGAUCAAGAGAUCGGCACGAAUACCUUCCUGGACACGAUAAUCUCCAGCUCUGGCCCGGCUCCAUCCACGGCUACUUGCGAAAUCUGCGGCAACGAGCCAAACAGCCAUGGCGUGAUCAAAUCGUGCCUUUCGUGCUUCCUCGCCGGCUGCCCGCUCUACAGAUUCGAGUAUAGCACCUCUCUCGCAACGUUCUUCGUCAAAAUCCGUGGUGGUACGUGUAGUCUCGCCAUUGCCGAUGAUCCCGAGCUGGUUCUCCACCGCGCGAACUAUCUGCUAGAGAAUGGUUUUGGGUGCUACCAUAUCUUCCGGAACAACUGCGAGGACUAUGCGAUCUACUGCAAGACGGGGCUUCUCGUCAAGGAUAGAACUGCGAUUGGUCGCAGUGGACAGGCGAUUUCUUUCAUCGGGCCCCCGGUUGCCGCCAUCCUCUCGUCGCCAUUCCGGUUCCUCAUGUCCAGCCCGUGGGGAUUUGCUCUCUCCACAGUCGGGGUCUACUACGCGAGCAAGUACGCGGCGGAUGUUGGGAUUAGGAACGACGUUGUCAAGGUUGCGGUGGAAGAUCUGGCGAUCAACGUGGAUGUGGGAUUGGAGCGGUGAAGAUUCGGCGGUCUCCGAGUACUAUGAGACCAUCUAUAAGUUUCGAGUGCCGUAUAUCAUCAAGUUUCCUGGUAGACAGUGCUUGCUUCCAUCUAGAAUCGACAUGGUAUUCAUUUUGGUUUCUUGUCUUUCAGAUACCACCAUAUUGUUGUGAUGUUAUACUUCAUAUCGGGGUAUGCCAUUGUUAUUUUCCAUAUGUAAUAUCAGUGUGUUCCAGUUGUCCAAAAAAAUUUCUCAAAGCUUUUCUCAA